Molecule: messenger RNA, 459 nt
Organism: Camelina sativa (false flax)
Lineage: Eukaryota; Viridiplantae; Streptophyta; Magnoliopsida; Brassicales; Brassicaceae
Source: RefSeq, a predicted model, not a curated record
UCUUUAACGACGGUUUUAAAAUAUCAUCUUCUUCUUUCUCUCUCUCUCUUUCUCCGGCGACUGUGAAUAAUGUGGUCGGCGACGUUAUCAUUCCCUUCCUUUGUGGCUUCUUCAUCUGCUCUACCAAAUUACAAGAACCGUAGGUUUCCGAAGAUUAAAGCUUCGCUUUUUAAUUACCCUCUCGCGAGCAAAAUCAUGGUCAGAAAUUUACCGUUUUCUACAAGUGAAGAUUUUCUACAAAGGGAGUUUUCGGCUUUUGGAGAGAUAGCUGAAGUUAAGCUUGUCAAAGAUGAGUCAAUGAAGAGAUCAAAAGGUUAUGCUUUUAUUCAAUUCAAGUCUCAGGAUGAUGCUUUUCUAGCCAUUGAGACCAUGGACCGUCGGAUGUACAAUGGCAGGAUGAUUUAUAUAGACAUUGCGAAACCAGGGAAACGUGAUUUCCAAGGGUUUUCCAGAAGUUAA